Ricinus communis (castor bean) is the source of this 2032-nucleotide messenger RNA. RefSeq names its product BRO1 domain-containing protein BROX homolog. Lineage: Eukaryota; Viridiplantae; Streptophyta; Magnoliopsida; Malpighiales; Euphorbiaceae. The coding region runs from base 560 to 1810 and encodes 416 amino acids. The transcript has 12 exons. The record is from RefSeq and is a predicted model, not a curated record.
CACUUCAUUCAUGCUACCUAAAUUUUAAAUUUUAUAAAUAAAUUCUAUGAAUUUAACCAAUACAAUAUAAAUAAAAAUAAAAGAAAAUUUUAUUAUUUACACGUGCCAUUUACUAGUAUUCCAGUCGUGAAUAAAGUUUACGAGUUUAGUUCCCACCCGUUAACUUCUCGUUAAGAAAUUCCCGAAGUAUGAAAAAGUAGAUCAACAACCACGCUGAGUAGUAUUCUUGAAUUAUUGUUUUGAAUUUUGAUGCUUUUGCAUAUGCAGAUGUUUUUGAAUCAAUAGAAACCAAGAAAAUUUCAUCUGUUGAAGUCAGGUAUCUGUUUAGGUUUGGUGAUGAGAAUCAGUGAAAUGGCACAUGCAGUUCACACCCAUGACUGUGGAAGUGCUUUGGUUUUGACUUAUCAGUGAGUGGACCACAAACCUGAGGUUGCAUGCAGUCCAUCUCAGAAUCAACAUUCACUGUAUUUCCAAGAUGAGAGUGAAAGGGUUCAGCUGAUUGAACACAAAAUGGUUUAGCUGUGGAUGUUAAGUUGGAGAGGAAUUGCUGUAAAAAAGAAUGGGGUGCACUGCUUCUAUAUAUGCGGUUGGGAGGAGGAAGAAGAAGGCGUGUAUACCAGAGGUAGUAGUGUAUUAUCCUUCAAUGCGAGUACCAGCACAAUCUGAUCUCCAAAGAGCCCUUAAAGGGCUAAUUCCUCAAGAUCUUGUUGAUAGAUUGGCCUGCCUUCGCAAUCAGAUUACUUUGGUGGCAGAGGACACUGAUGGGUCUGCUAUAACCGAAUUAAGGCGAGCAUUGGAGGAGUAUUUGUCUCUUCUUAUUGGACUCACUAAGAAAGAGAAUGGUCUUGAAGAUUCUAUAGAAUUCAAGUGGAAAAAUUUAGAAGAUGGACAGCAUGAAAGUUCUGUGGCAAACUCCUGGUUUGAAUUACUUUCUGUUGUUCAUAUGAUGGCAAUCCUGACUUUAUCAGAGGCCAACUCAUCGAUGAUCCCCCAGGAUCGUUCUGGUUCUGGGAUAAGAACUUUAUCUUCAGAUUGUAAGAGAGAUGCUGUUGAUUUACUGCUUAAGGCAGCAGGGUACUUGGAAUUAUGUGUACGGGAAGUACUGGUUCGCAUUCCACCAGAUAUGAAAAAAAGAUUUUCAAAAGAUUUGCAAGAUGGUGUACUGGAGGCUAUAUCCAUUCAAGCACUAGGCCAGGGAACUGAAAUUCAGCUUGGUUUAGCUGUUGAAAGUCAGAAAGCUACUUUAUCUGUAAAGAGGAGGUUGGCAUGUGAGCAGCUGAUCUACUUCAGUCAGGCUUAUCAUUGCCUGUCAGGAUGUGACAUGAAUAAUGAAAAUGGAAAGAAGCGUCUCUUGUUCAUUAAGUGGAAGUUUCUCGAAUCAAAGGCAGCGGCUUACUACUACCAUGGCCUGAUCCUUGACAAGGGGAAUGAACCCGCCUGUCACAUUAGUGCUGUGUGUUGUUUCCUUGCUGCAGAAGGACUUCUGCAAGAGAGCAAGAAGGCCUGCUUAAGCUUUUGCCUUGCAGCUCCUGUUACCAGAUCUCCUCCACCAUGGGGUGCCAUGAAGCAGUUGCAUCAGAAAAUUCCUGAAGUUGUAGCAAGGAAAUCUCAGAUGUAUGGUUACCUCUUAGAAGAAGAGAAGGCUCUGCAAGCAUUGCCUGACCUCCCAGAUUUCCAACUGUCUUUAAGACCGGACGACUAUGUAUUGCCGGAAGUGGACGAGGCAUGGGAUAGAGAAAGGUGGCAAAUCCAGAGCCAGUCUUUAAAGGAACACCUUAACGACAGUGAAGAUGAGAUUGAAACUGAAUGACACCAUUGUAUUACGUCUUCUUUUGUGUAGUUGGAUACAAUAUCCUUUCGUUUUCAUUUCCUCUUUCUCUUGGUACUGUGAACUUCACCAGCUAAUGCAUAUAAUUAUUACAGAUAAUUAACAAAAGAUACUCAUCCUGAAUUUUCCUUUGUUAAAAUGGUAAUGUGAUUUGAGGUGUGUACGUAAUUAUUAGUACUGAAAUAAAAGUUAAUUAUAAGUUUA